GCAUUUGCAAUUCCCAAACAAAGUACUUGCUUUAUUGAACCUCGGCGCCCAUCCCUUCUAGGAGCGUUUUCAUAUUCAUCAUGUGCAUGCAGCGAUUGGACUGGCCUCUACUCACCCUUCCAGCCUUUCCCGUUAUCACACCAGCGCAAUCUCUACAAAAAUCAUGUUCAAAAUGUUCUCUCGACACAACAGGGGAACCCGUCCUGCUCCCGGCUUAUCUUCGCAGCCAUCUCACCCACAGGCCCCUUCGGAGUCCCAUGUUCCGCAGCUCCAUAUAACCGGUCCCCAGAUAUCCCCAGAUCACGACAAGACCCACCGCGAUCAGCCCGGAGUGCCGGCAGGAUCUUUUCCUAGCCCUGCAGUGGCUGCUCAGACUCUACUUUCUGGUGAUCGCAAUGAUCCAAUGAAGUCAACAUCAUUCAUGGGUCGCAUAUCGAGUGAGAUCAGCGGAAUAUUUGGUCGUAAUCGCAGCAAGCCUGGCACUCCCAAGCAGUCAAGACCAACCACGCCCACCCCACAGCCAUAUGCUAAUAAUGCAGCGCCGCCUCCAUCUCCCCUCACUCCUACCGGAAAUGUUGAUGAUCCGAGUGGAUCAUCUGGGAUGCAUGCCACGCCCGACAGUGGCUCGAAAAUUCGCGCACAAUUGGAACGCGAGGGUAUCAACGUGCCUUCCUUAUCGGAACUCACGCCAUCGGCUACCUCAAAGAGCGAUCGAAAGAAAGUCGUCAUAAAUGCUAUAAGACUCGUUCUGGAAAAUGCAGCCGACGCUCUUAAAUUCGUCCCGAUUCCGAAUCCCGACGCAAUCCCGAAUUUGCUUCUCAAGUGGCUCCAGGUUUACGAUGUCAGUUUAUCAUUUCAUUUCUGUGAUAGAUGAGGAUACGCCGUUUACUCUUCCCAUGUUCAUUCGUUUGUUUGUGCAUGAUCUGUGUAGACCGUUGGCGGGAACGACGAUGAUCUUAAGGAACUGGGCAAUGACAUCCGAAAGGCUUACGCUGCCGUUUUGCAGCCACUUGAGCUGUUGUCCGAACAAAUCCCCCCUGAAGUAGUUCGAUUGAUUGGAGAAUUUCACUCGUACGUCCAUCUACCUUCAACGCUGCUCGUCUGA
This is a messenger RNA of Cantharellus anzutake, 1105 nucleotides long. RefSeq lists its product as uncharacterized. Bases 164 to 874 code for a protein of 236 amino acids. The record is from RefSeq and is a predicted model, not a curated record. The transcript has a single exon. Lineage: Eukaryota; Fungi; Basidiomycota; Agaricomycetes; Cantharellales; Hydnaceae.